Molecule: messenger RNA, 354 nt
Organism: Alternaria ventricosa
Lineage: Eukaryota; Fungi; Ascomycota; Dothideomycetes; Pleosporales; Pleosporaceae
Exons: 1
Coding region: 1-354 (117 amino acids)
Source: RefSeq, a predicted model, not a curated record
AUGUCCUCUAUCAGCCUCCGCCUCCGCGCACUCCAGCGUCCCAUCACGUCUCAACUCCGCGCCUUCACCACUACACCCAGCCAUGCAAAGCUGAUGGACACACCCAACCCUGCCUCCAACCUCCCAGACCCUUCUGAAAACUCAUCAGCCGCACCCAACGCCAAGAUGCGUUCCGACACGCAAAACACCGACAAGCAAUCCAGUGCGUCGCCUGAUGAGCACAAGACCGGCGACGACCACCCGGCGAAGCAGCCAGACCACCAGGCGCAACCAACUCGGACGACGGGAAUUGGGGGCGAGACAAAGGUGCAAGGAGGGAAAGAGGGCCUGCACGAGAGGGGCGAUAAGCAGUAG